GGGGCGCGGCGGCGGCCGUGCCGCCGGCAGCGGCGCCCGCCGGUGGCAUGGGCGGCGAUACGGACGAUAGCGGGAAGAAGGGCAAUAAGGGUAAGUUCGGAAAAGGCUGCGGCAAGAUGGGCUGGGGCGACAUGAUGAGCCUCAUGUGGAUGAUGGGCCCCUGGGGCGGCUGCGGCAAGGGAUGGGGCGGCUGGGACGGCGGCUGGGACGACGCCGAGGGCGGCGGUGCCGGCGGCAGAAGAGGCAAGAAGGAGGGCUGCCCAGGUGUUUUCAAGGUGACCGUAGACCCCACGUCGCAGUUGGUGGCCCAGAGCUUCCCCCAGGAGGCUCCCGGCAUCGCUCACGAUAAGGAGUUCGACGGUCUCUUCAAGCAGGCUGGUCACGUCCUCACAGACCUGGUUGGCAGCGUUCAGGAGUUCUGCACAAUCGUCCACGACCCUGACUGGGAGCAGUUUCCCGAGGUGGCCAAGGCGUUGCAGGAGGGCGGCGGCCCAAAGGAGUGCCUCGCGGUUGCCACCUGCCCGAACGCGAGCAAGUGGGCCGUCGGCAUAGCUGCUGGCUGGAAGAACCGGGAGUCCAGCUCGAAGCUGGCUCUGGCGGUCGCCCUGGCGAAGGACGACCCCUCCAUCCUCGCCCAGCUGCGGAGGGCUUACCCGAUGUUUUACUCGCUCUGCAUGACCGUCCAGCCCACGGGCUACGACGGGACGUGGAACGCUACUGCCGGGCUGGGGCCCAGCGCGCCCUCCGCGCCGUCGGUGCACUGGCUGACACUGUCACAGGAUUCGGGCCUCGCCAAGGAAGGCUUCCCGCCCGAGGCGCCGUGCAUCGUGCACGGCGGCAAGUCUGACAGGGACAUGUUCUCCAAUGCCCACAAUGUCCUCUGCGAGCUGCUGGAGGACCCCAGCGCGGUGGAGUACGUCGACGAUCCAGACUGGAACGUCAUGCCAGAGGUCGGCGAGGCACUGAAGGCGGCUGCGGCGGAUUGCGAGGACGUGCCCCUCACCGUGGCGAAGAGCCAGCUCUUCGCCGCCUGGGGCGUGGGCGUCGGGUCCGGCUGGAAGUACAGGGAGACAGCGGCCAAGCUCGCGCUCGGCUUGUCGAUCUGCGGGUCGACGGGCAAGCUGGAGGAGUUUACACAGAAGUAUCCCGAGUUCUACGCUCUCUGCGACAAGGCAGGGCUGGUAGACGCAGGACUGGUGCAGCAUCCGUCCAAGCGGCGGAAAGUUGCUCCGGACGCCGACGCGGUUGCCAGGAUCACCACGCCGGUGGCUAUGACCCGCUCCGCCAACCUGAGCUGAGUGGCCUCUGCUGGUGCGCGUAUUCUGCGCACGCGUGCACUGGAACUCCCAGACCUCACGCGGGCAGCCCUGCCGAACGAGGAGGCAACCUGGCCCCGCCCGCUCCCGCCGGCGCUUCCUCGUGGCCCGCGCGCCCUCCUGAGCGGGCCCCGCCUUCUUCCGCACACCAAGCCGCAGGCGCGACCUGCUCUGGUGCCAGCUCCUCCGUGUUGCUGCUACUGGGGACCCCACCCUGAGGUCCCAGGACGUCCUCCACAGGCGCGGCGAGCCUCGCCGGAGCCUGCUGCCCGUGCUCGCCCGCAGGCUCUCGCGGGGCCCGGCGCCGCCCGGCUGCUGCUUAGCUCGCCGCUCUCGGCGGUGCCCCGGGGCCUCCACCGAGAUGCCGGUCCUCCUCGUGGUGCCCUCCCUCCUGCUGGUGCUCUCUCUCUC
Prorocentrum cordatum is the source of this 1727-nucleotide messenger RNA. Lineage: Eukaryota; Dinophyceae; Prorocentrales; Prorocentraceae. The record is from the annotation of a GenBank genome assembly.